AUGGCGUCGAGGGAGUUACUGGCCCUCAGACAUGAACACUUCAACACUAUCUAUAAACCUAUGUCCGAUGUUCCUGGUAAUCCGGAUCACUGUGAUACUGUGGUUCUGGUGAGGAAAGUGGCAGCAUCCUUCUCGUUCAUCGGAUGCCUCUUCAUGAUCUUCGUCAUCUGGCUCUUCAAGAAAUACAUCGUGUUUACACAGAGGCUGAUCUUGUACCUGAGUAUCAGUGCACUAUUGGACAGCAUCUCCUAUCUUAUGAGUGACAUGAUUCCUGAUAGUACUCUGUGUAACUUUCUUGGAUGGUGGUUGACAUUUUUUGACUGGACGGUGCUGCUGUGGGUGAGCUGCAUCACCUUCAACCUCUUCAUGAACGUCAUCAGGACUACCACUACAGAGAAGUUUGAGUGGGCCUACCAUAUUUUGUGCUGGGUGUUUUCGUUUGUGAUGUCCUGCCUGCCUUUCAUCAACGACCGCUAUGGGCCUGCUGGAGCCUGGUGCUGGAUUGUGGAAGACUGGAGAUGGAGGCUGGGCAUCUGGUACGGCCCUCUGUUCAUCAUCAUUGCCUUGCUGUUUGUUGCCUAUAUCUAUAUCUCCGUCAUGCUCCACAGGAAGGCCAACACAUGGGAAGGAACGUAUGACCCUGACACGGAACGAGAACAUCAAAUGCUCAAGGAGGAUAUCAAGCCCCUAAGAUUCUACCCGUUUGUGUACUUGGCAGUGUCUAUCUUUCCACUCAUCAACAGGAUUCAAAAUGCUAUAUCUCCCCACAACCAUGUAUUUGCCCUGGUGCUGUUGGCUUCCAUAUCAGCUCCCCUACAUGGUGCUCUAAAUGCUAUAGUGUUCGGUAUGGACAAAGAAACGUUACACAAGUUGAAACCUUCACAAAUACGACUGGCGAUCCAGGGCAAGUUUGCUCCUAGAGCUGUUGUACAGGAGUACAACCCUCAGCUGACAGAGGACCAGGGUCAAUGAGGGACUGAUGGACGGACAGAUGGAAGGAGGAUGGAUGCUGGAAGAGGUUCUUCUUCAUGUCUAUUUGGACUUGCAUCUGGAUUACAGGUCCUGCACAAAAUCCAUCAUGGUCUUCGAUUCACAAUCAGCAUUGCCCUUUUUAACAAAUUAACAGACCUUUAUGCCUAGUUUUUCUAAAAUGUGUCCAUCUACUAUCAAUAUAUUUUUCUUUGGAAUAUAUCCAUAUUUUUAAGCCAAUGUGUAGAAAACGUAAAUAUUUAGUUGAUUAGUUAAUACUUUUCAUGGAUCUGCACUUGAUAUGCUUGCCUCUUCAUCAAUGAGUUGCCAUGGAAACAAAUUGAAAUAUGCAUGUACUGAAGCAGUACUGUCUUUUUUAAUGAAAUACGUCACUGGCAAUGGAAGCAGCUGUAGUUUAAAUUGUACACAAAACGAGGCAACAAUGAAGGUUGAGAGUUAUCAUUGGGAAACAACCUAAAUGAUUCUGCACUUUUGGUAAUGUUUUAUAAAUGUUUGGUUAUGACUCUUUUAUUGGAAUAUUUUGAGCGAAAACAGUAUUGAAAUUAGUUCAAUCCAAUGAUAAUUUUGAAAGUUAUGAAAGAAAGAAUGGACGAAGUAGAAACUGAAGGUAUGUUGGAAACAACUCUAAAAAUUGCAAAUAAGCUGAUAAUCAGUGGCACAAUGAGGAUGUUAUAUUGGAUGGCAGGUCAUUAUAUAUCUUGGCUUAUAUAAUUUAAUGAAAUGUGUAUUCCUUGGCUUGUAAACUUAUAUCCUGCAUAUACAUUCAAACAGGUGGUGGGGUAGCAUAGUAGUUAAAGUGUUCACUCGUCACGCUUAAGACCUGGGUUCAAUUCCCGACAUGGGUACAAUAUGUUGAGCACAUUUCUGGU
This is a messenger RNA of Haliotis rubra (blacklip abalone), 1859 nucleotides long. Its product is annotated as cyclic AMP receptor-like protein A. Gene Ontology annotation, cellular component: plasma membrane. Gene Ontology annotation, biological process: adenylate cyclase-activating G protein-coupled receptor signaling pathway; cell surface receptor signaling pathway. The record is from RefSeq and is a predicted model, not a curated record. Gene Ontology annotation, molecular function: G protein-coupled receptor activity. Lineage: Eukaryota; Metazoa; Mollusca; Gastropoda; Lepetellida; Haliotidae.